Molecule: messenger RNA, 333 nt
Organism: Aspergillus terreus NIH2624
Lineage: Eukaryota; Fungi; Ascomycota; Eurotiomycetes; Eurotiales; Aspergillaceae
Gene: aspf8
Product: ribosomal protein P2
Exons: 2
Coding region: 1-333 (110 amino acids)
Biological process (GO): cytoplasmic translational elongation
Cellular component (GO): ribosome; cytosolic large ribosomal subunit
Molecular function (GO): structural constituent of ribosome
Source: RefSeq, a predicted model, not a curated record
AUGAAGCACCUCGCCGCUUUCCUUCUCCUCGGCCUUGCCGGCAACACCUCCCCCUCUGCUGAGGACAUCAAGGCUGUCCUCUCCUCCGUCGGCAUUGACGCUGAUGAGGAGCGCCUCGGCCAGCUCCUGAAGGAGCUCGAGGGCAAGGACAUCCAGGAGCUCAUCGCUCAGGGCUCUGAGAAGCUCGCCUCCGUUCCCUCUGGCGGUGCUGCCGCUGGUGCUGCUGCUCCCGCCGCUGCCGCUGGCGGUGACGCUGCUGCCCCCGCUGAGAAGAAGGAGGAGGAGAAGGAGGAGGAGUCCGACGAGGACAUGGGCUUCGGUCUCUUCGACUAA